Molecule: messenger RNA, 2585 nt
Organism: Liolophura sinensis
Lineage: Eukaryota; Metazoa; Mollusca; Polyplacophora; Chitonida; Chitonidae
Product: bis(5'-nucleosyl)-tetraphosphatase [asymmetrical]-like
Exons: 2
Coding region: 1-435 (144 amino acids)
Biological process (GO): ATP biosynthetic process; AMP biosynthetic process
Molecular function (GO): bis(5'-nucleosyl)-tetraphosphatase (asymmetrical) activity
Source: RefSeq, a predicted model, not a curated record
AUGGCCCAACAACCGAUCGUAGUUGCUGCCGGAUUUGUAAUAUUUCGGCGGCUCCAAAAUCAUAUACAGUAUCUCUUACUGCAAGCUUCAAAUGGUAGACAUCAGUGGACUCCUCCUAAAGGUCGCGCUGACCCAGGUGAGACUGAAAUGGAAGCAGCUCUCCGAGAAACACAGGAAGAAUCUGGGUUUGAGAAGGAUCAAUUGAUCAUCAUGGACCAGUUUAAGAAAACUCUGGAAUAUAAAGCGUGGGGUAAACCUAAGAAAGUGGUAUACUGGUUAUCAGAGCUGAAGGAUCCUAAUACACCUGUGAAAUUGUCAGACGAACAUCAGAGCUAUGAAUGGUUGGAGCUGGACAAGGCUUUGGAAUAUGCCUCCUACCCAAAUCAACAACAACUCUUAAAAGAAGCUCAUGAGUUCAUCCUCAAACAGUCUUAACGUGGAAUCAUUUGCAUUUAGCGGUGUAGUUAUAUAUAGGGUAACUGUUCAGCCUUUAUCAUGUUUAAGGCAUUUGUUUCAUUUAUGUGGGAUCAAGAUUUCCCGAAUUCCCAAACAGCCUACACUACUGGUACAUCAGUCCACUGCAAAAAUCUGUAGCUCUGUACUUGAAGGUUACACGAAACAGUUUGUUUUAAUUUCUUAAUAUGCAGUGAAGGAUGUGCCCUAACAUAUUAAAGUACAAAAGGCUUCAUAGCUCUCAUCUUGAGACAUAAACAUGGCUUUAAACACAAGCGAUCAGCCUCGAACUUACCAAGUCUGCAGUGACAUCAUUGCUGAUAGGAUUAGUUAUCAAAACAACUCCGGGGGAAAGCCCAAAUUGCACAAAAUAGAAGGGUUAUUAAAACAAUAUAAAAUAUGCCUUAAAAUUAUUUUUAUUAUUUUUUUUUUGGCAUAUCUUAUCUAGAUAUAGAUCUAGAUUUGGCAUAUCUUUGGUAUAUCUUUUUUAUUCCUUUUAAAACCUUAAUCUUUGAUUGAGGGUUCCUUUUCAUGUAUCCUUUAUGCAGUCAAAUGUUUGAUGCUAUCAUCAGGAAAGGCUAAUGCUUAGGUUGAUACUCAUCCUUUAUGUCUGGUUGUUUCGUAUGUAUAUCAUGUGAUCUGCGUGGGACUUAGCCAAGUUUCCCAGUCCAUAAACUUGACUGCAUUUACAUAAGUCAGAUGUUCUUUAAGUCUUGUGCAAGUAAUCAUCAUCACAAUAGAAGAUAAUGUAUCAUUUCUGUAAAGUUUUGAAAUCAUUAACCAUGUCUUAUAUAGAAUUAUUCCAUAUUAUAACCGAUGAUAUUUUUACCAUUUUCAUCAAGGAAACGGAAUUACUGAAGUGGUUAUUCUUGUUUUGAUAAUGUGUGUAAAGACUUAAGAGCAUUGCAAUGUUGAUAUUCCACGUUUGUAAAAUAAGAAUUGUCAUUGUCAAAAUUUUAAGCUUCUUCAUUUAAGACACUUUGAACUGUAGCCUUUCACUGGAAAUAAACAUGAACCAGCUGGUGUCUUAUGUUUUAAUAACAGCUUUAUAUUGCUCACAUUUUCUACCGAUAUACUUUGACACAUGAUUUUUAGAGCAUCUUUGUGUUGAUAUUUUUGUAAGUGUGAAAGAAAUCAAAUGACACAUGUAAAAUAUUACUUAUCACUUUAUGUUAUUGUAUUCAGUUCACAUGAAUAAUUAUUAUCUGACCUUGAAAAUGUGCACUGUCUGUUACCAAAUCUUGUUAACUGGUUAUUCUAUUGUAGAUAAAGUGAUAAGCUUUUAAUUAAUGGUUAGAUCUGGAUUAUCUAAUCUUACAUGCUCUUCUGCUACCAGAUUUUUUUCAGUAGCAAGGCUUGUAGCAAGUUGAUGGAAUAUAUACCAUGGAAAGAAGGUUUUCAUUAAUGCAAAUUCUGGAUAGAUUGGCAUUUUUUAAAAUAGAUGUUUUUGUAUUUUAUCUGCACUGUUAUUAUUUGAGCUUAUUGAAGGGAAGUGGGGCCUCCAUGGCGGAUUGGAUUAGCUUGGCGCAUUGAUUCAGGAGCCCCUCACGGAUGCGGUCGCUUUGAGUUCAAGUUCAGUUCGUGCUGACUUUCUCUCCGGCUGGCCAUACGUACGCGGGAAGGUCUUGCAGCAACCUGCGGAUGAUCGUGGGUUUCCCACGGGUUCUGCCUGGUUGCCUCCUACCAUAAUGGCGGCCACCGUCGUAUAUUAGAGAGGUUAAGAUGCUCGCCAACGUUAUCUCUGCAAAUCUGGGCCGCACCGUUUCCUCGUUUUUGAGCUGAAUGAUACUUACUCGGAAUACAUUUCCGAGUCAAUAUUUGGAGGUUUUAUCUGUUUUGGUGUGAAAUAAAAGUGAUCUAUCUUAAGUAUUGAAGUUUACUUGCAAAAUGUAGAGGUUAAGCGGAGAAAAUUUAAUAUGCAUGUAUUUUUUGCAUAAGGCACUAUGCAAUAGUGAUAUAGCUUACAUGCCGCAGUUAUCAAACUCAGUCCAUGCCGGAAACAUGUAAACAGCGUUCUGUUGUGCACCAUUCUUAAUAUAUAUCAGCAGUCACUUCAUAAAAAAAUACAGCAUUGGUCUAAUGUAGUUGGUGGACGCAACUCGUGCAAUUCGAGUGGCCUAACAGUUUUCGUA